AUGAUGGUCUCGGCGGCUCUACUAGUGCUGCUAGCCAUACAAGCUGGGCUUGUGGGCUCAGCGCCCAUCUCAACCUCCCAAGAGGCGAAGCUAGACAGCACUCUUUCGAUGUUCAACAGCACAAGUUCUUCGAGUCAAGCAGAAGGUACCUCUCGCAUACGGUCCACACGGACAGAGGUUGCUGCUAGACCUACACGUCAACGCACAACUCGCACUCGCACCACCACCACCCCAACUCAACGCCUUCUCGCAACGAAACCACCUCCUUCCACCCACACCCACACUCACACCUCUCACACUGCUCACCCUACCACUACAGCACACCGUAAAGGAGGGCACGGAACGGUAGUUUCGGAUCCAAUCCCUGGUUCUGCUUGGGAAAAGAUCCGCCAGAUUCUGCUGAUUCCUUUAUGUACACUUACCGUUUUGACUUUUAUUGCUGGACUUGGGAUGUAUGUGGCUGCUACUUGGGGGAGUGGCGAGGGGUGGUUCGGACGACCCCUUACUGCUCCUGGUGAGGAAGCAGUUGGGGGGAAGGGCAAGACAAUCCAAGAGAAGCCAAAAGAGGUCGAUGAUCUCGGCCGAAUCGGUGAGAAGCUUGGUGAGAAGGCAAAACAGAGCGAAGAAGAAGAAGGCCUUGGAACGGGGGUGGGUGGUGUCAGGGAAGGUUCUGGUGAGUUUCGAUACCGGGUUCCUUCGUUGAAUAGCAACCUUGUGAAGCAGACUUAG
This is a messenger RNA of Ustilago hordei, 729 nucleotides long. RefSeq lists its product as uncharacterized. The record is from RefSeq and is a predicted model, not a curated record. Bases 1 to 729 code for a protein of 242 amino acids. NCBI's taxonomy places the organism in Eukaryota, Fungi, Basidiomycota, Ustilaginomycetes, Ustilaginales, Ustilaginaceae. The transcript has a single exon.